UUCGAGCAGAUGAACUUCUGUGGCGAACACUACAUUCUGGAGAAGGGAGAGUUCCCCCGUUGGGACUCUUGGAGCAACUGCCAGAAGAACGACUACCUGUUGUCCUUCAGACCCGUCCGCAUGGACCCCGAGAAGCACAAGAUCUGCCUGUACGAGGUUGGGGAAUUCAAGGGCCGUAAGAUGGAGAUCAUGGACGAUGACGUUCCGUCUCUGUUCUCCUACGGCUUCACUGACAGGGUCGGCAGCAUAAUGGUCAGCUGUGGAACCUGGGUGGGCUACCAGUUCCCUGGAUACCGUGGCUCCCAGUACCUUCUGGAGAAGGGCGAGUUCAAACACUUCAACGAGUAUGGCGCCCGCCACCCCCAGUUCCAGUCCGUGAGGCGUAUCCGCGACAUGCAGUGGCACCAGCAGGGAUGCUACACCAUGGCCAGCAAGUGA
Oncorhynchus masou masou (cherry salmon) is the source of this 438-nucleotide messenger RNA. Its product is annotated as beta-crystallin B1-like. The transcript is spliced from 3 exons. The record is from RefSeq and is a predicted model, not a curated record. NCBI's taxonomy places the organism in Eukaryota, Metazoa, Chordata, Actinopteri, Salmoniformes, Salmonidae. The coding region runs from base 10 to 438 and encodes 142 amino acids. Gene Ontology annotation, biological process: lens development in camera-type eye; visual perception. Gene Ontology annotation, molecular function: structural constituent of eye lens.